Lineus longissimus is the source of this 12154-nucleotide messenger RNA. Its product is annotated as F-box only protein 33-like. Gene Ontology annotation, molecular function: protein binding. Bases 9 to 1400 code for a protein of 463 amino acids. Gene Ontology annotation, biological process: positive regulation of protein ubiquitination. The transcript is spliced from 4 exons. Lineage: Eukaryota; Metazoa; Nemertea; Pilidiophora; Heteronemertea; Lineidae. The record is from RefSeq and is a predicted model, not a curated record.
UGUGACAAAUGCUUCGUAAGCAGAAACUCGUGAAGAUGGCAGCUGAUACGUCUUGGUCCACACUCCCCAGCCUAAUUAUUGUCGAAAUUCUGUCGUAUUUGAGUUUGAAAGAUCGACUGAACGCCGUAUCAACAUGUAAAAGAUGGAGAAGUUGCUUUUGGCACCCUUCAUUGUGGACAAACUUGGUGUUUAGGCUGAAAAAUGGGAGUCGAAGUCGGAGCAAAUAUUUGGCCGAGAGGUGUGGCAGAUUCGUCAAAACGGCCACCGUGGAGUUCAAUUCGACAUCAGUUUGGGACGUCCGUGAGUUUGCUAAAAUGUUGGAAAUUUUAGCUGACAAUCGUAAUCUUGAGAAGCUUUCCAUCCAGCCUACUAGCUGCCAUAUAGAAUGGCCAGAAAGAGAUGGAAGUCGAGUCGUGGAUCAGUACUUUACCAUGACCGAGGCCAUUAUAAAGAAUUGUCGUAAACUGAAGCAUCUGUCCCUUGGCUGCUCAGAAGAUCUGAUGGCGAAUGCAGAUUAUCUCCUCUCAGAGCUGGCCAUUCACCAUUCAAACUCACUAGAAACACUCCACUUGUCGACCGUCAAAGAAGACCCUGAGUCGUAUGGUUUACUCGACCUCCCAGUUGAUAUGUUCCAGUCUUUUCCACACCUAACCGUACUGGGCAUCGAUUACGACUACCUCACCAACUCAUUGUUAGAAAUAUUUGUCACUAAAAAGACCGCACAGCUAGAAAAACUUGUCAUCCAUGUCCACGGAAUCGAACCUGACCAUGAAAAGAUCAGAAACGAAACUUGGCAAUGUCUCGUUCGAUAUAGUCCAAAAUUAGAAGUCACAUUGAAUCUCAUCCACUCUGUAGAUGGCGUGACUUGUCUUCUUGACAUUCUACGUCCCAGCAUGCCUCUGGCGCACUUCCGCUCAUUCUUCUGCUCACACAUCAAUAUGGCGGCCAUUGACUUCAUGGCAGGCCACAAUAGUGCCACAUUGAAGUCGGUCCAUAUUGUUGAUGGGAUCAUGAAUAUGCAACCAAACAUAUACGAAUCGGCAUCUGAUGAGGACUCUUUUGUGAUGCUUGCGUGGAAAUGUCCCAACUUGCAGCACUUCACACUUCUUGGUUAUGAUGUGACAGAUGACGACGUUGUGGCAAUUGUACGCCUGCGUGGAUCUCAGCUGAAGACAUUCGUUGUUCCUCAUUGUUGCAUAUCAUCUCUUGACGAGGAGGAUGGAAGUAUUUGGCAAUCGUUCGGAAAUGUAGACCAAGCAUUCUAUGAUGAGGUUUCGAAGAACCUUGGUAGGAGUUGGCGGCCAGUAGAAGACCACAAGCUUCACCCAGCAAUCAAGCAUAUGCAUGCAGAUGCUGAAACGGCGUAUCUCAACAUCUUACUGCGGGACCAAGCCUACUAAAGAAAGAAGAAAACGCUAGUCUAUCAACACAUGACUCCUGGGUUUGAAUGAUGUGAAGAUCAUAGAGGGCAAAUUUGUAGGACACCUUCCAUACACAAUGUCCGAAUUUUGAAAUGCCUAGGUGGUGCCUUGACCAUUAUGUUACAACUCCAGCAUUGGUCAAUGGUCAUUAUUAUGUGAAAAAUGAUGUGCAGUUUUUCAGCAGUUUCGUAAGCAAUUUCAGGUUUCGUUGAUUUUGUCGUUAACAGUUCAGGACUCGGGAAUCAUGGUGGUCAUAUCCCUUUGAAGUUUCCUGCACUUCCAAUCAUGCCAAGUUUUCCAGAUAAUAUUUCAUUGAGUAUAGUCAUGUACAGGGUUGUAGCCAAGACUAUGAUAAAUUCCUGAAGUAAAACAAUUGCUUGAGGUCACUGGUGUGACAGCCCAGUACAUGUUAAAGGUUUUUAUUAUUUUAAAAAAGGUAAUUUAUGAUACACAUAAUUACACUCUUCGAGCUCCGUCCUUGCCCAGAAUGAAAGGUGUUGGUGAUCUCCUAUUUUCCCUGUGCUGGGGUAACUAUCAUGAUUCCUUAGUUCUUUAGAGUGAAAUUUGAUGAAGAACUCUGAGGAAAAUGUAAGAUCCUGAAACAGUCAAUCUUUUAGUGCCUUGGGAGUAGCGGGCUAUUCAUUGUAGUUCUGGAAAAAUGUUGUUAUGUAGUUCAACUUAGAAUACCAAUUGUUUGAAAGAACCAUUUUGAAAGUCGGUACAAAUAGUUUGUGUUUUAAGAAUAUUCCUAUAUUAUAUUAUACACUUCGAUUCACUUGCAUCUGACUGUAACACACAAAAUGCCAGUUUGAAAUUUUGACAGAUCAUAUUUGAAACUCAGGUUGAAUAAAUAAAUAGUUAUCAAAUAUUAUUCUAUUUCCAAGUAAGAUGUCAUUCUUCUUGCAUAUCGUAUAUAUCUUUUACUUUCAUUUGAAGCAAUUUUUUCAAUUGUGAGAAAUAAGGAGCAAUUUGUGUCCCUUUGUCUUUUAUCAUAUAUUUGUUGCUCCAAACCAACCAUUUGAAUCAAGGGCACCUGAGUUAGGUGAGAAAAAAUGUGCCAAAUAGUUGAAUGAAUGGUUAUUUCAGAAUUUUUAUAUGUUUCAUGCGUAAUUGCAGUAGUUAUGUUAGAAUAAUUAGACUCAAAUCUUGUGCAAUAGAAAAUCUUUUUAAUUUGUGUUGUGUGAGUUAUCACUACAAAAUCACUAACAUGUUUUCGUUGAAUUAGUGAAUUUGGUGGCCUGUGUUUUCAUCUGAACUAACACGAUGCUAGUAAUAGUUCAACAUUUGGAGAAAAAAAAGCCAGCUGUGAUCCAUGCUUUUGUGUGAUUUUGACUGGAUCAGCCACCAGUUUGAAAUUUUUAUCAAGUCAAAUCUCCUAGACCUAGCUGAGAGUGAAAUUUGAUGCAGAAACUCUACUAGGUUUCAAUCAUCAUCACAUCAGUAGGUGGUAAUGAAACUUGACAACAAGGCGUCAUCUCCUUCUAAGACUUGUCUACUGGUGCUACUCUCUGAUAAAAUAUCUCAUUCUUAACAAUUUUAGAGAGCGAGCUGGUUAUUUUAUAUGUAUUAUAUUAAACAAAAUGCAUUAAUUUGAAUUGGGGCACCUUGCCAAUUCAUUAGAUAAUUGUGGAAAAUAACUUGGACGUUUAAAGUAAUUAUCUAUGAAGAUUUUUCUUCCACAAAAGUUGUCUCAAUGCAGUCUAGCCAUGAAUUAUUAAUUGAAUGAUAAGCCCAUUUGUUGAGUCAUCUGAGAGUUAGAACAAUUAUAUAAUUUUGUAAAUAUUACUACUCGCGGUUGUUAUUGUUGGCGACGGUUCUAAUAUCUUGAACCUUGAUUGUUGAAAGAAAUGCUCAGAGAAAUGAAUGUGACAAUAGAUCAUUCAGUAACGACUGUGAUUUGAAACUUCCUCAAUUCAGGAAGUGAAUAUUUUGUGUGUUUUACAUCUUGAUUUUAAGAUCUUGAUACGGAUUUUCAAAAUGGUUCUUUCUUUUUGCUACUCCUGUGGUUGGUAGUGCAGGAACCAAUGGCUUUGUACUCGGAAGUCUUAAAUGAGAAGCCAUUCAAAAUCAAAUAUAUAUGAGACAAAACAUUCUUAGUAAGAAAUAUAAAAAAACUACCAUCGUGAAAUGUGUUCAGAAUGGACAUAUGACGAGUGUACCAUCUUCUAAGUUACUAACUUAUUGUAGUUAAUUGCAGUUUUAUAUAGUCGUCGUUUUACUUGAGAGAGUUUAUUUUUAACAUUGGAGUAAAGAUUGCAAAAGUACACGACACAGAGUGAAUUUUUUAUCCGUCAAGUUUUAAAGUUGAGGGGCACGUACAUGGCGACGUGGUUGAAAGGAAAGGUUGUGGUGAUCAACACCGAGUGAUAGGUAAACAUCAGGGGUAUUUUAUAACUCCACAUUUAAUCAAAUGACCAAAUGUUGUAGUUUUUUUUGCAGUUAGGUUCUGCAUUUAUAAUAUUAUUAUAUGCUUCCAGAAAAACAACUUUGACAAGUUUCAUCAAGAAGCCGAAACAUCUUGAAAUCUUGCAUGGUAUGAUAUUGAACAGGUAUAAGUACUGUUGUAGAAAUGUGUGCUGUGAGUUCUGUUCAGAUUCGUGUAAACUAAGUUCAAACAGAGAAGGAAUGACUGCCACAGUUGUUAUGCAUUUUACCCAAGCCUAAGAAUCCUAGUGGACAAGUUUCCUCAAACAUUGUGCUCUCAGCCCCAAAGCCAAGUUGGGUUUAGGUUGAGUGCCAACAUUCCACUAUGUUUAAUUGCCUUGUAAAAUAAACCCUGUCCAUUUGAAAUCAUGGUGAAGUACAGUAUGAAAUCUUCUGGCAUUGACGUACAAGUUUACAACCCUAAUUCAUUUGUAUGAAAAUGUGAAGUAGAAAUUGUGAAGAAAUCCAACCACAACGAGUAAUAUGGAUAAUUUGUGACCAAAGUAUUUAUAUUUGGCAGCUUCAGUACAUUCCCAAGUCCUCAAUUACUUAUUAGGCGAGUUGAAACCUCUGAAUUUGAUAAAUAGUAAGUUUUUCAAACCAUCCAUUGCCAAGUCAUUUCCGCAGUAGUUGUCCUGUAACAUGGCUGAAUAAAAGACAUCACCAUAAUUUGGUAAGAGACAUCAUUGACCUUUAAUGUGAGGCCAUCUUGAAAUUCAAUUGCAUUUCAUAUAGUCUUGCAGGCACUGAGCAUAUUAAUUAGUUAAUCAAACAUUAGUUAGUUUGCAAAUCUUUACAGAACUCUGAUCACCCAAAUAAUGUAGCAUUCCGAAGUGUAAAUAAUUGUUAGACUGUACUGUUGAAGUGUUUUGUAAGAAACCAGCAUAGGAUUCAGUUGGCAGAGGACUAAUGGCCAAGAAAAUGUCAUCAACAACUGGAUUCUGUGAAAAGACUCAAACGUUUAAAAGAUGACAUUUAUUUUUACAUCAUCGUGUACAUAAAAUGAAAAUCGGUAAAGAAAAGCUGUUUACCAUUGUAUAUAAGAUCCCUGGUGGCGAAUACGGGUUUGUACUUUUCACAGGCCAUGAAAUCAAAGUGUCUUUCAGUCAAAACCAAAUACGGCUGCAGUGCGGUGGGUCAUGUUGGGACAUCAGAUCAGAAACAGACUUUCCAAUGUCUAGAUUAUUCAGACAUUCAGUGGAAGCCAGUGAUUGAUAUUGCUCAGGAGUUAAAAAUGCAAUAUGAAAUGCAACAACUGGAAUUCAAUUCAAUUGUAGAAAUAGCGGCGAGGCAGCUUUUUAUAUUUUUUUACUUGGAUAACAACGUCAACAUGGCUGGCGAUAUUAACAGAUCAUGAUGGCUGGAGGAUGACAGUUUUCUUGUAAUUUUUGUGGUGUGAGUGUUUACCUAAGUCAUAAGGAAUGAGUGUUUAAAUGUGUUAAGGAUGAGAUCGAUCGUGGACAUAGUUGUCAGUGUUGCUGCCAUGCUGAGAAAGUAAGAACCAUUCAAGAUGCUUAUACUAGCUUGUUGUACUCAGAAUCUGAUGCGUAUCAUAAUAAUUCUAGUCAUUUGGUGAGAAAAUGUGUGAACUCGAUCUGAUUCAUUUUGUCAAUAAUUUUGCAUUCACGCGAGCCUCUUUAGGAUGAGGCUGUGAAUUAUCAACAGAAAAUACUCUGUGCCUUUUGGAUCUAAUUUUUGGUGCUAAUAAUGAAGAUACGAACUAUGAUCCCUAGGACAAAACAUGGAGAGCAAUUCAAGAUUGUUUGGAAUGGAGCAAGUCUGAGAAGAAGUCUGGAAGACCUGAACCAGAGAAGACCUCAGCUUUCUUACUCUAUCUUGUCCGUAUAGAUAGUUUAGUGUUCUGCAAAUCAUGUGACUGAUGGAAGAAGUUUUUUAUCGAUGGACAAGUUAUAUUUUGUGACAUUGUAUGCCUGGCAUGUCUAGAACUUCCCAAGUGUUGUACUUAGAAAGGAGCGAUAAAACACAUUUAAAGAGCUGGUCUCUUAUUCUAUCCAAUGGAAAUCAACAGGCAUCAUUUUCACUGCUGGCCUCCGCAAUAAUCUUGUGGCGGACAAACAGGACCAUUCCGCUUUAUAUAUUUAUCUCUUACAUAAAAAAUAAAAAGCUUGUCUUACAUUUUUGCCAACUUUAAAUGUUAUUUUGAACACAACAGUUUUCUUUUGUCAAAGACAAUCAAGUGUUGAAUGAUUCUGUUCCAUUGUGUUGUUGUAUGUAAUUACUGUGCUUCGAAGAUGUCAACUGCCAUAGGUUUUUAGUUUGAAAAGGCAAAUAUUUAGAUAGUACCAUCAAGUGAUAUUUCCGGUGAAAAAGAUCCAGGCAGCAUUAUGUCCGUUUCCAACAUUGACCUUCCUUGACGCCGAACUGACUUUUCAUCCAUGUGUAAAUAUUCUUGCAGUUCUCAUCUGCUCCAAUUUGAUGCUGCAUGUUCCAAGUUCGCACACCAUCUGAUGUCCCAUCUUCGAGAAAGUGACUCUGCAGUAUUACCAUGUGUCUUUCAGAACUACGAAUUCAAUAAGAAAAUGAUCUGAUCUCGUGGAGAAAUUCGUGUCAAUGUUUAAUGUGCAUUUAUCAGCAACUUUAUUGGGAAUUCUCAACAAGGACUCCUGCAGUUUUCCUAUUUUGAAGGCAUUGACAUUUUUACACCAAAUUUUAUAAAAGACAGUAAAGAGACUCAUGGGGAACAAACCCUAAAUUUGAAUUAAUCUAAUGUCGGGUGCAUGGCUGUGAAAAAAGGAUGUUGGUAUCUGUUUGUCGAAUCUUUACGUGCAUGGCAAAUUUGGAAUCGUCUCGAAAGGUUUUGUACUUGUGCACCUCGGGAGAUUUGUAAAGAUAAGGAAUGAUGUCUUCAAACAAAUAGGAACCAUCGAAGGAUAGGUUGGCAUGCCAUAGAUCAACAAACUAGGGUCAAACGUAUUCUGUUCUCAACAGAAACAGCAAACAAUUCAAGUUUCAAUGAUUUUAAAACUUUUCUAUCUGAAAGACUAUUGUAUCCCAACAUGGCCCACAGAGUGUUCACAGAUGUUUAAUAUACCCACUGCAGCCCGAGUCUGUGAUAUCAAGACCAUUGAAAGACCGCCAACAUACACCAGGAUUUCUGAUCAAGAACCACUCAAAAUUAUUCAUCAUUUGGUGAAAUUAAAACUGCAUAGAUGUAAGUCGGUAUUCCACGAUUGUUGAAUUCUAACCUGGUGCUAGGUGCCCUGCCUUAGACCCCUUUAUAUUUGUUGCCAUUAAAACAGUGGAUGAAAAUCUGGGCCAUUUCAGUCACCAAGUUGUAAAACACAUGCACUGUUUUGCUAUCCGUGUAAUUUCUGACUUUGAAUUGUCGAUUUUCAGUUGCACAAGUAAAUUGAGGGGCCAGUUGGUCUAUCAUUAAUCAUUUGUUAGCUGUCCGAGCUGGAACUGCUUUCGUUCUCAGAAAGGUUCCUUGUAGAAGCUUUUUUAUCGCACAGCCAGCUCAAAUGGCCUGUAUAAAAUUGACAAUGCAUACAAAUAUAACGGGGCUUGAGGUAUGCCAAAGAAAUACGUUAUAACUUCAUGUGAUAUGUACAAGUUGUUGAUAGUGUUGAGUAGAGAUUGAUGCUGGUAGAGUGUACAUCAAGAACUCGUUUGAGAAAAAUUUUGGAAGACGAAUUUUUCUCGCAUGUGAUCCUGAUAGCAGAUUGCUCAUUUGCGGGGUGCUAAUCUCCAUGUGCAAUAACUAUCGACAAUGAGCAAAGUGAGAAAGUAACACACAGACUGCUUCUUUAGAUAAUAUAAAACAUCAUAUACGGUAUGCGUCAUAUGUCGGUUACAUUUAUGGUGAUCAGUUCAGUCGUUGUUUUUCAAUGUCAAUAUUUGGUUUACACUCCUGUGCAGUGGAUGAAAUAUUAUCAAGAUAUGGUAGGAAUAAAUCAAAAACGUAUGUAUUUGAUUUUUUCCUCAAUCUAGUCUACCAGUCUGAAUUAAUUUCUAAGGCUUUAUAUAGAGCAUCUUUAACAUCUGCUUAUUUCUUGUCCAUUGAUAGAUUUGUCAGAAUAUAUUCAGUAGACACUGGCCUGGUCACCAUCUAUAAAUCGCUUUGUAUUUAAUAGUCUAUAUUAAUUUAUUUUUAAUCCCAUAUCUUAUUAAAAAUUGAAACAUUGGUGGAGUAUAAAUUAUGACGUUGUCCAUGUAAUAGAUGGGCUAAUAUUGAUUUAAAGCUAGACCAUUAUUCCUUAUUUCUGUUUAUGCCUAGCUGCUAUUGGCGACAGAUGUAAAUCCAUUUUACGGGGGUCUAUGGAUAUAUUCUGUUUGAGGGGUUUAUACUAACUCCUACUUUAAGGUCGAAUUCUUUUAUCACCUGUUGUUUAACUUCCAAAAUACAUGUAAGAACUAGCAUGAGCUAUAAAUAUCUUGUAUUGGUGUUUUGAAACGAGGUUAGAAGUACUGUAUGUAUGCUCCCUAAAAAUGUUGAGAAGAUCAUUGAAUAUGUAUGAUGGGCAGAAAUGGCAAAACUUGUAGUUAUUACAUGUACUUUAGAUAAAAUAGAUAUGAUUAUUCCAUUAUAUUGAAGGUACCUCAACAUAGUAGGCUCACCGAUUCUGUUGACUUUCCUUUAGUGUGCACUGAGUGUUGCUGCAUGCUUUGCUCUUCACUUUUCUAAUAAAACGUUUUAAUAUGCAGGCAUUGUAUCUAAACAUGUGUAUAAUUGACUUGUAUACAUUCCAACUUUCUGACUUGUGGCUUGAAUUGAUUAAAUAAUCGUAUCAACAUGUGCUUUUAUCAUCAGCUAUGGCAUCGUACGUCGUCUUUUGAACUGGCUACAGAUUUUGCCAUGUCUGCCAUUUCAGAGAUUUCUAUCCAAAUGUCAAGUUUUGAUUGAUUUGAAAUGGAAUCUGGUGCCAUACGUUUAUUAAAGGGGACUAUAGUUAGAUAAUGUCCAAGGUUGGACAGCUUCAUAAUCAUCUGCCUCUUGAUCUCACUCCCGCGCCUAUGGAAACGCACAGACAAGAAAGGCGUUCUGGUGAGUGGAGCCCUUGGUUGUUCAAGAUACUGCAGGGAAUUCCAUGGUUGACCAUCAGUUGCAAUGGUAGUUCCCUAGCACAAAAAAAUCUUAAGAAGCCACUCGUAUACAGGGUCUGGAUAAAAAUAUUUAUAUUUGAAUUCUUAAUUUCUAGCCCAAAUUUCAUUGAAGAAUAGUCGUUUGGGCCCAUUUCACUUAUACUUCUUUUCAGCUUGGAUCAGAGGUCCUUUAUUUUUCGUGUAUUUGUAGUUGGUAAUCAUAUGUAGUGCAUAGUGUUUGGGGUUAUUAUAUUCCUAGUGGUAAUUAUUAGUAAAUAAGGCUUUGGUGAAUCAACGCAAAGACAACACCGGGAUUUCGUGUGGGUCCGAUUUUACAAAUCCCCAACAACAAAACAUCCCAGAAUAGGUAUUCUGAAUCCGGACAAGAAGCUUGAAUAACUCAAUGAGUAACAUGUCAUUAUGAUUUUAAACGAUACAGUUGUGUGCAAUUUGAAAACCCUAUGAAUCGUUUUUACCGUCCAAGCAGCCAAAUUGAGGAGAUUCAUCAUGGUGUCCUUGGUUGUCUUUGCCUUGACAAUGUAGUAGCGUUGUAUAAAUAUUGUACGGUAACUAUUAAUUUUCGUCAUAUACUUAAGGUUAACACUGGCUUGGAUCAUCUGUACAGACAAAAAUUUAAAUAGUACUUCUUUGAAUACUAAUUUUCCUAUUCUUAGUGUUGAUAUAUCUUUAUAGUGAUAUCACUCGCUUGAAGGUUGAAUCUGUUGGCUGAAAAACACCAUUAUACACUGGGUAUUCAAUGGCAUUGGGAUACAUUUGCACCUCAUUGCUGUUUUCUGGGUCUUCAAAUAUUUUAGCAUCAGAGACCCUAAAAUUGAAUAGUUACCGAUAUCAGACGUAUUGAUGUCAUACAUUUUUCAAAACAUUCCAUUAGAGCAUUCUGUUGUGACAAUCACACUCUCGUCAUUGCCCUCAAAUGGCAUGGCAUCACUGGCAUCACUAUAAUUGAUCAAAAAGAAAUAAACUGACUAUUGAAACAGAGCGAGUUCUAAUGUUUAACCCCCCGCCAUGUUCUCUUGCUUUGCUGCCCAUGUCCACCAUACUCUUGAUUUCUAACUAAUUGUCACAGCAUAUCCUAUUGUAUCCUAAUGUACAUGAUCCUAGCCCAUGUGUGUACCUAAAACUACAGCCCUGAAUAUUUUCGCCAUUUCAUGGUGAACAUCACUGAAAAUAGGCUUGUAUUUUGAUGCAAGUGUGCUUGAAUUAUUCAAUAUACAUUUUUCGGAUGGAGCCUGUACUUGCAAAAUGUUAUGAGAAAAUAUUCAGGGGUGCAAAUCUUCAUCUGGGUGCAUAGUGUGGUUUGUUAUCAUGUUUGAGAAGUCUCUAUUUCUCCUUUCUUAAUUUCGAGAUUGCAUCUUCAUUCUACUGAAAUAUUGUGAUAAAACAUAGUUGUAUAAUCAUCGGCUUUGUCCUGAAAUAAUCUGCUGUGGUGUUCGAUAAGUUUGUAUCGGAUUCAUUUCAUCUUUUAACGAGUUUCAAACAUACAUGAAAGACUACAAAAUACCCAUUUUGGUAAACACUGAAACAUAACAGAAAUUAUUCUUCGCUUCACUGGUUCUGCUGCAGCGGGAAGCUCCACUGGAAACUCGCGCCUGCAAAAACGUGCCGUUUCCAGUGUUCUGCUCAGAAUAAAUGAAGCUUUAGUGCAGUGUCGUGUUGUAUAAUCAUCACUGCCUUGCGCCUUCUCGAUUUUGCACUAAUCCUUGUUUGUGAAAGGCAUUCUUAUAGAGUCCGAAAAUAGGAACGAUCAUUAUAUUCCACUGUUUAUUGAGAGAUGUGUUUUGAGUGAAAAACUGUUCCCCUAUUCUAUCAUUGUUAAGAAUGUUCCUCCAGUAAAACUGUGAUUUUCAUAAAUGAUCAUGCUGUUGUUAGUCAAAAUAAUGGAAGUUGAAAGUAGAAGGUUUUGAUGGUUGUUCGAUCAAAUUCAGGUACUUACUUGUAGGAUUUCAUGACGAUACUGUUUUAAUAAUCAGUAGUGUAGAAAGAAAUCAACAUUUCUGUUUAUUAGGGACAUCUUUUUAGGAUCUGAAGACUAAUUUGAUGUGGGCUCAGCUGAUGCUAUGUGCAGUCCAUGAGAUGUAGGAUAGAUAUUGGAAACACAUUGACAAUUUUGUCCAUAUUUCGAUCCGCCUUUAUUUCUGGUUUAGAGGAUUGUAUAAAAUUCUUCACUAAAUUAGUGACAAUCUUACAUAUCUUUUCCAACUUGUUUAUAUUUCAAUUUACCUCUUUCCUAUCUCAUGCCUCUAGUGGUGGAGCUCUAUUUUGGGGCAUCAAACAAGCCGACUUACAGGGUCAGCCGCCAACAACUCGGACAUUGCCUCAAAAUCAACAAAGCUUUUAUGUCACCAUUUGGCAAAGUUCGUUCUUUCCACUGCAAGGCGCUCAUCCGAAAGAGGCAAAGUGCUUUAAAUUUGGAUUUUUUGAAGUGUUUAAAAAUCUAUUUGGGCCAUCUCUGCUAUCAUUGUGUUCUUUUAGUUUGUGCGUGUAAGGUAGUUUAGUUUGGAUUGAAAAGAAAACGAUUUAUUCAUGAAGACAUGAGGAAAGUAAACGGUGAAUACUUCCAUUGACAUUUGAAUAUCAAAUAACAAUAACUUGCGGUGUAAUCCAAGUGACAUAUCUGUGAUAAAAUCUUUAAUUGGAAGUGAAACAUAUUGCGCAAUAAUGUUUAGUUGUGUCGUGUAAAAAAGGUUGAGUUUGUGUACGAUCUAGUCAACAAAUGAAAAUCCGACCUGGAAAGCAAACAGUAUGGAUAUUUUAACCAAUGCAUCAAUUCCCAUUUAGCCAAAUCUGUGUUUGAAAACUGUACAAACAAUUUUAAAGGGGCUUCUAGACGAUACUUAAGAUUUGGUCUGUAUUUAGGCAUUGCAAGGAAAACAACUGGUGCCAGGACGCCUGUGCCUCUGAAACCUGAAUGAAACUUUACAUCAACAACCAUAAUGUAUAAAGGGUACAACUUUCUAUGGAAGUUCACCACAACUAAUUCAAUCACUGUUAUGAUAAUGAUUGCCAUGAGAAUGCCACCUCAGGAAAUUUUUUUACCAACUGUUAAAGUCCUCAUUGUUGAGAAUGAAGUGUGCUUGCUUGAAUGCUGUUAUUGUUGCACUAGUGUUUGUAUGUGCAGAAGCCUUUCACAAACAUCUUUCUCACUCGUGUCAAAAUCAUGCACUUUACUGUAACUCUUCUUGAUUUUAUCAUCUCUACGGUGUUUCAUUGUGCUGUUGACAGUAAAUAAAUAUUGAUUCUGAGUU